This is a messenger RNA of Cucumis sativus (cucumber), 2515 nucleotides long. RefSeq lists its product as hypothetical. Lineage: Eukaryota; Viridiplantae; Streptophyta; Magnoliopsida; Cucurbitales; Cucurbitaceae. The transcript has 5 exons. The record is from RefSeq and is a predicted model, not a curated record. Gene Ontology annotation, biological process: lipid catabolic process. Bases 857 to 2200 code for a protein of 447 amino acids.
UUGCUUUUUCCACUGUCUUUCUUUGCUAUCCGUUGUUUUUUCUCACUAGACAACGGUUUCCACCUAUUGUAGUUCUGUCUCUUACUAUUGAAUAAUCGCUUCAUUGUCUACUAUCGUACUUAAUUUUGAAACUCUGUUCACAACUGUGUCUUGAGGAUGCCACUUUUCUGGCUUGGGAAAAAUUAUGUUCCUUGGAUUGAUUGACAUAUCCCACCAUUUUUUUUGUCUCUGCUUCCUCUUCUUUGAGUUCUUGAAAUUUUUGAUGGAUGAAUGAGCAAUUUAGUGAUGAUUUAGGGUUUCCCAGUUGGUGUUCUGUGAUGGGUUGUUGUGGGUUCUCUCUUUCUAUUAGCCUUUAGGCCGGUGAUUUUUAUAUGCUUUUGUUUGCUCAUAAGUUUGCUGGUUGUAUAAGCUUUUCACUUGCGAGUUCGAGAGGAACUCUUACAGUCCUCUCUUCAAGUAGGUUUCUUUGGAAUAUUUGAGUUUGUUUUGGCCAAUUUUAGUGUUCUGGGAAGAUUUUGAAAUCCUUGGUUCUUUUUUUCCCCUGCUAAUUUUUUCAUUCCCCAUGUUGUAUUUUUUUUUUUUUUCAUUUCCCAUGUAAUUUUUUUAUUACUUGAUGUUUUAAUUGGUCUAAUAUUCCUUCAGAAUCUCAGGAAGUCUUAGAGCCAGUUGAAUUUCUUUAUUUUCAGUCUUAACUCUUAUAAACACUCUUCUUUUCUGUUAAAAGUUAUACCGUUUUGGGGUUUUCUUCCUUUCACGAGAAUUGGAUAUUAUUCUUCUUUGUGAGUUGAGCUUUUAAAUUUUCAUAUUUGGAUGUAUUUGAUUCUGAUAACUUCCUGUGUUCCUAGCUUCGUUUUCUAUGUCACUGGCCUGUUGUAUUCCGGUCGCUGAAGGUGUCUACUGUAUAGCAUGUGCUCGUUGGUUGUGGUUGAAGUUUCUUUAUAAUGCUGGCCAUGAAAGUGAAAACUGGAGCCUGGCCACUACUGAGGAAUUCGAACCUAUCCCUCGAUAUUGUCGACUAAUCCUAUCUGUAUAUGAAGAUGAUCUUCGGAACCCACUUUGGGCUCCUCCAGGUGGUUAUGGCAUUAAUCCCGAUUGGGUAUUACUACGGAAGGAUUAUGAAGAAACUCUUGGUCGUGUUUCCCCAUAUAUGAUUUACCUUGAUCAUGAUCAUGGUGAUGUAGUCUUGGGAGUUAGAGGACUUAACCUGGCAAAAGAAAGUGAUUAUGCAGUUCUGCUGGAUAACAAACUUGGACAGACAAAGCUCUGUGGUGGGUAUGUACACAAUGGUCUUUUGAAGGCAGCUGUAUGGAUUUUUGAAUCAGAAUGUGAAGUGUUAAGAGAACUGGUUGAAAAGAAUCCGGGUUACACCUUGACAUUUGUUGGGCAUUCCCUAGGGGCUGGAGUAGUGUCAUUAUUGACAAUAGUUGCACUGCAGAAACAGGAUAGAUUGGGGAACAUUGAGAGGAAGAGGAUCAGAUGCUUUGCUAUUGCUCCUCCUCGGUGUAUGUCACUAAAUUUGGCAGUGAGAUAUGCAGAUGUGAUCAAUUCUGUAGUACUCCAGGAUGAUUUCUUGCCUCGGACCACUACAGCUUUGGAGGAUGUAUUCAAAUCUCUUGUCUGCCUACCAUGUUUAUUAUGCGUGAUGUGCUUGAAGGAUACAUGCACGAUGGAGGAGAAGAUGCUUAAAGAUCCAAGACGGCUGUAUGCUCCUGGUCGUCUUUAUCACAUUGUUGAGCGAAAACCCUUUAGGAUUGGAAGAUUUCCUCCAGUUGUAAAGACAGCAGUGCCUGUAGACAAGAGGUUUGAGCAUUUAGUCCUUUCAUGCAAUGCUACUUCAGACCAUGCUAUUAUCUGGAUAGAGAGAGAGUCCCAGAAGGCUCUUGAUAUCAUGAUGGAGAAUGAUAAAGCCUUAGAAAUCCCAGUGCAGCAGAGGAUGCAACGGCAAGCUUCGGUAGAACGAGGACAUGGUGAAGAGUACAAGGCAGCCCUCGAGCGAGCUGCCGCAUUGGAAAUCCCUGAUGAAAACUUACCACUCUCCUAUGGAACAUUCAGUGAAUUGGAAGAAGGUGAGAAUUCUAGCCAAUCAAUCAAAGACAUAUCGGUAGCAUCAUCAACCAAACAAAGGGAUAGUUGGGAUAAAUUCAUAAAACGGUUUUUCGAUGAGGAUCAGUCUGGUCGAAUGGUGUUCAAAAAGUCGUAAGCCUUACUGAAUUUGCAUAAAUUCUUAUUUGGGAAGUAGGAACUGCAAGUACCAUUCUUUCGACUGUAUAAAGAAACAUAGAUUUUGUAGAUAACUUCAUUUGUUCCCCAGAAUAGGACAGAUAGAAUAUCCUCUCUUCAUUUUUUAUUUUUGGGUUACUUCUUGCUUUUGCUUCAUUUGUGACAAGCAAAAGCCAUAGUUUAGAAAUGACCUUGUGGUAAAUUGGGAUUUUAUUUCAUUAUUAUCAUUUAUUAUUUUAUAUUAGUGAAUAAGAUAUCACAUUCUUAAAUAUAAACGUUAAGAAUGUUCUUCACA